AUGCCCGUUCUGGGCAUAGGCCGCGAUGAGGAUGGUCCACGAGAAGACGUUCCGUACGGGGAGGGAGUCAAAGGCGGUCUUGGCGUCGCGCACGCUGCCGCAGCGGCCGUACAUCUGGACGACGAGAUUGUUGAGCACGACAUUCUUGUCCUGCCCCGAGGAGACAAUAUGCGCGUGGAGGCGCUUGCCGUAGGAGAGGGAGCAGUGGCGGAGGAGGGAGGCGUAGUUAUCGAAACUAGGCGAUGGGAGCUCCAGUUCUUGCGGAUCAUCCGAGGUGUGCUCCUGGCUGGCGACCGAGUUGUCGCGAUCCACGGGACCUGGAAGCGCCGGCAAUGUUGUUACGCUGCUUACAUCACUAACGCGAGCGUUGUCGCUGGGAAGCUCAACGUCCAUCUCGUUGCUCACAGUCACGACGAUGUUGGGUGGAUCAAAACGGUGGACGACUACUAUGACACUGUUAAGGGCAUUCUUGACUCAGUCCUGGCUUCCCUGCAAGAGAACCCGGACAGGAAAUUUGUGGAAGUUGAACAGGCAUUCUUUAGCAGAUGGUGGAACGAGCAGAACUCUAGCGUUCAGGGGGUCGUGAGGCGGCUUGUCAAGUCUGGGCAGCUCGAAUUUGCAAAUGGUGGAUGGUGCAUGCACGAUGAAGCCGCGACUCACUACGCGGAUAUGAUCGAUCAAACUACACUCGGUCACAGGUUUCUCAAGCAAGAGUUUGAUGUAGUUCCUCGCAUUGGAUGGCAAAUAGACCCGUUUGGACACUCCGCCGUGCAAGCAUAUCUCCUAGGCACUGAGCUUGGCUUUGAUGGUCUGUUCUUCGCAAGGAUCGAUUAUCAAGACAGGCUUAGGAGGACCCGAGACAAGAACCUCGAAUUCGUCUGGGAAGGAUCAAACACCUUGAAGUCUGACAAACAGUUGUUUACGAGUGUGUUUCUUCGCCACUACAAUCCCCCAAAAGGAUUUGAUUACGAAGGAAGCGGUGGAAUUAUCAUGCAGGAUGACCCUUCCAAAGGCGCUACGAACAUAGGGGAGCGUGUAGAAGCGUUUGUAAACGCAGCCAAGGUGUAUGCAAAUGCGACUCAAACAAAUCAUGUCAUGUGGACGAUGGGAGACGAUUUCAAAUACUACCGCUCUGCAGAGUGGUACACUGAGAUGGACAAGCUGAUCCACUACGUGAAUAAGGAUGGUCGAGUGAACGCUCUGUACUCGACGCCAUCCAUAUAUCUGGAUGCUAAGCACGCGGCUGAUCAAGUGUGGAAUGUCACAAAGAAUGACUUCUUUCCAUACGCGGACAAUAAGGACUCGUUCUGGACAGGAUACUAUACCAGUAGACCCGUCUUGAAGGGCUACGUUCGUGCUCUUUCUGGUUACUUACAGGCGGCUCGGCAACUGGAGGCCUUGACAGGAAAAAGAGACCAUCCAAACACAGAUAAUUUGUGGCGUGCCUUGAGUGUUGUACAGCAUCACGAUGGAGUCAGUGGCACCGAGCGGCAAAAGGUGGCUGACGACUAUGCUAGACUACUUGCUAUCGCAGCUUCCGAGGCUGAGAAAUCAAUGAACUUGGCUGCUUCUUGCUUAGCAGCCGGCGUUUCUCCAUCCGACUGCCUCAGAAAGAACGUUUCUUCCGACGCCGUUCAAUGUCCUCAUCUCGAUAUAAGUUUUUGCCCCUCGUCCGAAAACAUUACCAGUGACAAGCCUUUGGUUGUCACUGCCUAUAAUCCUCUUGGAUGGGCUCGUGAGGAAUACAUUCAAAUACCGGUGAGCUCCAACGCUCUUAUUGUCACAGACGCUACUGGCAAAGCAGUGGACUCACAGCUAGCACCCAUCAGUGACGCAACCAAAAAGCUUAGAAAGCUUCAUGCCGAGCUAGAUAUCGGCGUAAUACCAGAAGACGAAACUCUUUACUCGCUCGUCUUUAAGGCAGUGGUUCCUCCUCUUGGCUUCAGCUCCUACCUUGUCAAGCCGUCCAAGCCCAAUGAAAAUGGUUCAGCUGGAAACUCUAGAGUAUAUGAGGCAAAUAUUACGGAUUCGUCGACUGAGUACUUUUGGUACACUGGCGAAGUUGGAGGCCAGAACUCUGGUGCAUAUAUCUUUCGACCAGCUGAUAACAAUCCAACUCCAGUAACAUCAUCUGUUUGGCUGGCUGUGGAGGGGCCUUUGUACAAGGCACGCCGACGACAAGUUUCACCUUGGAUUUACGAAGAGCAUCGUCUUUACAAUGGCGAAACCCAUAAUGAGCUUGAGAUCACGGUUGGCCCCAUUCCACUGGAUGAUGGCGUUGGAAAGGAAGUCAUUGUGAAGGUCAAGGCGAACACAACGAGCAACAGCAAGUUCUACACUGAUUCAAACGGCCGGGAUUUUCUAGAACGAGUGCGAUCAAAGCAAGUGACUCAGCCCGUUGCUGGAAACUACUAUCCCGUAAACCUGGGAAUUUAUAUCAACGAUAACCAAACGGACUUGUCACUUCUUGUCGAUCGAGCUUCAGGAGCGUCGAGUAUCAACGAUGGUGAAGUUGAGCUCAUGCUUCACAGACGUCUAAUGGCCGAUGAUGAAAGAGGAGUCUCCGAAGCUUUGGACGAGCAAGUUUGUAUUGGGUCACAGGAAUGCGAAGGUCUAACGGUUAGAAGGAUGGUUUACGUAAAUUCGGGUCCCGUCAAGGAAGCAAGCCGAUGGCGUCGUCUCAAAGGCCAGAGAAUUUACUCUCCACUCCAGCUCUUUUUCAGCACUCCGAGUGGACAAAAUGUUCCUAAGCAAUUCUCGAUGGUAAAGAGUGGAUAUGCUCUUCCAGACAAUGUCGCGCUUCUCACAAUCCAGGAGCUGGAGGAUAAAUCCAUCCUCGUGAGGCUGGCUCACUUGUUUGAGGCCGGGGAAGACGAUACCCUCUCCAAGCCGGCAAAUGUACAACUCAAACAGCUCUUCUGGCACUGGGAGAUACAAGGUGUGAACGAGCUCUCGCUGUCAACAAACCAAGACAAGAGCAGCAUGAAGAGGCGUAUGGAAUGGAAAGUGGCCGAAAAAAGCGAAGGUGGAGCCAAGCGUGGAGCUCGGAUCGACCAAAAGUCGCUGCUUGUGGAGCUCGGGCCGAUGGAAAUUCGUACCUUGCAGCUCACUGUCAAGCCAAAGAAUGUCGUAACAUUGAUUUGACCCAAGUAUGUCACAACAUAGAUGGCUUUCCAAAUUCUAGCAGUGUUCUUUCGUUACUAUGGAAGGGUCCACUGGAAAUCUCGCGCUCUCGAUCGCUAUGAGCGCUUGUCACCAUCUUUGAUCCAAACAGGGACUCCUCGCUCCAAUCCUCCACGGGAGAUUACAUGGAGCAAUCAUGAAAUUCUCUACUUUGUCCGCGAGUAACUUUGCGUGCUCUUCUCCUUCAUCG
This is a messenger RNA of Selaginella moellendorffii, 3373 nucleotides long. RefSeq names its product alpha-mannosidase At3g26720. Gene Ontology annotation, molecular function: alpha-mannosidase activity; carbohydrate binding. NCBI's taxonomy places the organism in Eukaryota, Viridiplantae, Streptophyta, Lycopodiopsida, Selaginellales, Selaginellaceae. Gene Ontology annotation, biological process: mannose metabolic process. The record is from RefSeq and is a predicted model, not a curated record. The transcript is spliced from 28 exons. The coding region runs from base 1 to 3144 and encodes 1047 amino acids.